AUGUCACAAAAUGGUGUAAAUAACACUAAUCAUAAUAGUAAUAAUAACAAUAAUAAUAAUAAUCAUCAUAAUAGUAGUCAAAAACCAAGACCAUCAACAGAUUCAACAGCAUCUUCAUCUUCACAUAGUAGACAUAGUAGUAGUGGUGGUCACAGUCAUGGUCACGGUCAUCAUGGACAUCAUCAUAGCAGUAGUAGUAGCAGUGGAAAGAGAGAUAGUACAUCAGCAUCACUACCAGGUUCAUCACAGUCACACAAGAGAGCAUCGACUUCAUCGUCGAGUGGAUCAGACUAUGCUUGUCAGCUGCGUCUAAGCAACAAGUUGGCAGACACACCAUUCGAUCCAAAGUUCCUAGUGAUUCCAUCGGAUUUCAAUAAAUUCGUACACUACAAGACAACUUCGCUCGAGAAGAACUAUAAAUACCCGUUGCUAACCGAGCCGAAUCUUGGUAUUCCGAUCGAGUUGAUCGACCCCGAAGUCUACAACAUUCCAAAGACCAAGGUGGCAGUGCCCGAAGAAGAUCAGCCACUGCUUCGCUCGCUCGACGAGCAAGACGCAGAGCUAAGACGUGCACCUAUCAAUCGUGGUUCGGCACUGCUACGUCCUGCCGUAUCGUGGCUGCGUAAGACAGAGUAUCUCUCGUCGCACGACAACCAGAUGGGUCGUCCUGUCAAGCGUGCCUCAGAGUCGAACGCGCCGACCUCCACACAGUCGCCAUACCAACAGCAGCAACAACAGGAUGCCGCCGACAUCGUACUGGUCGAGAACACCUUUGACGCCAUCAACAACACCAACUUUGUUCACCCGACCAAUCCAUCGCUCAAACCGGUCAGCAUUCUCCCGGUGUUCCCAGACUUUGAUCUCUGGGCGAACGACUAUACUGAGACGGUGUUCGAUGCCGAUCCACUCGAGUUGCCACCCGACAACAUGAGAGGCGAGAAAUUCCAUGAGUACAUUCAAGAGCAAGCCUAUAUCAGAUCGAAAGGUAUCAUCAAGGGUAUCACUGAUAAAUUUGUAUAUUACAUUGCACCAAAGAAUCGUGUUGAAGAUAAGAACAACAACAACAAUAACAACAACAGUAGUAGUCUUGAUGAUGAUCUAGAGGAUGAUCAACACCCAUAUAAAAUGUAUAAAGUAUUCACUUCCGAUAUCUUCCAAGCACAAGAAGAAAACUACUUUAUGGUUAUCAAAGAUGAUGGUGUUUACUACAAUCGUUUACCAACUAAAGUUAAUUUAAAGAGAGUUAAAUCAAGAGAUGAUAAGAUAUUGGAAAAGAAGACAAUUGGUAGACCAGAAUUUGUAACUUAUGAAUCAAGAGAAAUGACAAGACAAGAGAUCGAUCAAAAAGAAGAAAGUAUUUCAAAUUUAAUCAAAGAAGAUAGAUCUAUGUUUGCUUCAAUGAAGAAAUAA
Heterostelium album PN500 is the source of this 1410-nucleotide messenger RNA. It is a transcript of the gene paf1, whose product is annotated as RNA polymerase II-associated factor 1. The transcript is spliced from 2 exons. Gene Ontology annotation, cellular component: Cdc73/Paf1 complex. Gene Ontology annotation, molecular function: chromatin binding; RNA polymerase II complex binding. Lineage: Eukaryota; Evosea; Eumycetozoa; Acytosteliales; Acytosteliaceae. The record is from RefSeq and is a predicted model, not a curated record. Gene Ontology annotation, biological process: transcription elongation by RNA polymerase II. The coding region runs from base 1 to 1410 and encodes 469 amino acids.